AUGGCCGUGGCGUUCCCGCCGCACAUCAUGGCGCUGAGCAAGGUGCAGCGGCUCUACGACGCCUGCGACGUCGUCUUCUCCUCGCCGGCGGCGGCGCCCACGCUCGGGGAGAUCAGAUGGCUGCAGAACAUCCUUGAUGGCAUGGAGGCAGCCGACGUCGGGAUCGACGACGGGGAGAAGCCGACGUCGUCCUCGUCCUCCUCCGACGACGAGCUGAGCCCCAAGAGCGGCCGCUGCCUCCUGCCGGCGCCGGCGUUCACGAGGAUCACCUACGUGCACAUACACCAGUGCGACGAUUUCUCGAUCGGCGUCUUCUGCUUCCCGGCCGGCGCGACGCUGCCGCUGCACGACCACCCGGAGAUGGUGGUGCUCAGCAAGUUGCUGUACGGCUCCGUGCGCGUGCGCUCCUACGACUGGGUCGCCGCGCCUUCGCCGUCGCCGUCGAGGAGGAAAUGUGGCCUGGCCAGGGUGGUGGCCGCGGACGUGGUGCGCCGCACGCCCUGCCAGGCGUCCGUGCUCUUCCCGCGCAGCGGCGGCAACCUGCACGCCUUCACCGCCGUCACGCCCUGCGCCAUCCUCGACGUCCUCACGCCGCCAUACUCGGAGGACCACGGACGCCCCUCGACUUACUUCACCGACGUCCCUGUCCCGUCUCUCCCGGGUUUCGCUGUCUUGGAAGAGACGGACCUGCCCGAGGGUUUCACCGUCGCCGGGGCGCCAUAUCUUGGCCCUGAGCUCACGGUCGACAUGGAUGACGAUGACGACGACGACUACGACAGCUACGACGACGAGUAG
Molecule: messenger RNA, 795 nt
Organism: Miscanthus lutarioriparius
Lineage: Eukaryota; Viridiplantae; Streptophyta; Magnoliopsida; Poales; Poaceae
Source: the annotation of a GenBank genome assembly